AUGGAGUUCUUCAAAGUGCAGCUCUCGGACACCUUCAAGUCCAUGAAGCAACAGGGUUUGGUGGAUGAUCAGUUCACUUUUGUCUACUCGUUGAAAAAGAAUGUCGAAGAUAAUUUCUACAUCGAAGUGAUACCUGAAUUUUGCUGUGAAGUUCGAGAUGGCUUGAAAUUUUUGACACAAACAAUGAAUGAUCAAACUUUGAACUACAAACUUAUGAAAGAAUAUGUUUAUAAAGUUAAGGGAAGUUCUUCAAGUUUUGGGGCAUGUAGAUUGGCAAAAGCACUUACUGACUUUGAACGCACUAUUGAUGCAGCCUCUAAAGAAGAGUGUUCGAAGGCACUGAAACAAGUUCAACGUGAAUUUUCUGCUCUAGAAGAAAAACUUCAUAUUUGCCUUAAGCUUGAAAGAAGUUUAGUUCUCAAAGCUAUUGAGGGAAUGGCCAAUAUGUGA
Molecule: messenger RNA, 450 nt
Organism: Glycine soja
Lineage: Eukaryota; Viridiplantae; Streptophyta; Magnoliopsida; Fabales; Fabaceae
Exons: 6
Coding region: 1-450 (149 amino acids)
Biological process (GO): phosphorylation; phosphorelay signal transduction system; cytokinin-activated signaling pathway
Cellular component (GO): nucleus; cytoplasm
Molecular function (GO): protein histidine kinase binding; histidine phosphotransfer kinase activity
Source: RefSeq, a predicted model, not a curated record